Molecule: messenger RNA, 1230 nt
Organism: Ordospora colligata OC4
Lineage: Eukaryota; Fungi; Microsporidia; Ordosporidae
Product: subunit RSC8 of RSC chromatin remodeling complex
Exons: 1
Coding region: 1-1230 (409 amino acids)
Biological process (GO): positive regulation of DNA-templated transcription
Cellular component (GO): SWI/SNF complex
Molecular function (GO): DNA binding; histone binding
Source: RefSeq, a predicted model, not a curated record
AUGGAAAACAUCUUCCCAUUGCAGGAGAACGUGGAGAUAGAGGAAAUAUAUGGGAGUAAGAGACCCAAUGCUAUUCCACCUGAGUAUGCCCGAUCUUUUCGAAUGCAUGGAGGAGUGAAUGUAAUCGAUAAUGAUGGGACAUAUAUAUUGAAGGAGCCGAAGUGGUAUAGAAAGGGAGAGGUAAGCUCGCUGGAAGAGAUUAGUAUGGAUGAAGUUGUGAGUAUGAUUGGAAAGGAAGCAUAUGUGCGUACCAGGGAUGCGAUUGUUUGUGAAUAUCAAAAUGGAUACAGACCGAUGACUCUUGGAAAGGCGUUAGAAAUGAAUGAUAUUGGAUUUUGUGAGAUUGCCAAGAUAUUUGCAUUUGCUGAGAGAUGGGGGCUGAUAAAUUAUAGGAGCCUGAUUGAGAAAGAGAUAGCUAGUGUAGAAGCAAUGAGGAAUAGAACAAGAGAAAGCAGUGAUGACAAGCAUAUCCCCACAGAUACGCAAGAAAAGAAUAAGGAAGUCAUAAAUAUGCCUGUUGACUACAAGGCAUGCUUGAAGCAAUCAAGAUGUGAUUGUGGAGAAGAAGUUAUGUUUUUUACUAAGAGCAUGAUAUUUAAAUGCAAAAAGUGUUUUGAUGAAAGAUCAUAUGCUGAUGAUGUGCUGAGAUCUGAUUUUUUUGCAGUGAACGAGCCAUUGGUUGAAAGCAUGUGGUCUAAAGAGGAGGAGUUGCGCCUUCUUGAGGGAAUCAACAAGUAUGGAGACGAGUGGAAUCUUGUAAGCCAGCACGUGCAGACAAAGUCCAAGGAGGAGUGUGUAUUUUACUUUUUAAGGAUUCCAAUUCUGGAGAAUGCAUUACCAAAGAGUGGGUUUUCUGAGAUAGGACCAGUGUUUGUAACUGCUGAGAACCCAAUAAUGUGCGUAAUUUCAUUUGUGUGUGGGGUGGUGCAUCCUUGUGUUGCAUCUGCAUGCUCGAAAGCAGCGAUGAUGCAUAUUGGGAAAUGCUCGCAGGAAAGGGCCAUGAGGCAUAUGCUUGAUGCAGGAGUGAGCAAGGCCAUUGAGCAGAGAGAUAUGGAAAGAAUUAAGAUCAAGAGACUCAUGGAUGUUAUAUAUGAGGCAUUUCUUAGAAAAAUCAGAAUGAAAAUGAAUGCAUAUAAGGAGAUGAAUGUGUCUACACAAAGAGUACGUAAUGAAUUGGUUGGGCUUAGACAAGGCCUCAUUGAUGAGCUUGAAUUUGUGGAUGAAAAAUAA